AUGACGCCCUCGCCCGGUCCCCAAAUAAACACUACCGAGGUGCGGCGGCCUCGCUCGAGCCAGACUGUCUCCUUCUCUGUCGACGAGGGCAAGGGCAAGGGCAUCAACUCUGGUCAUGCCGCCGACUCGACAAGUUUGCAGUUGGCCGUUUCCGAGUGCAUAGAGACAACCACCACAACCACCACCACCACUACCAAACGCACUUUCCCCCCCAUUUACCUGCGCGACGUUCGUCCUCUCCACGAGCUUGACUCGAAGGAAUAUCCUCUGGCCUCGAAGCCUUUGCCCCCCGAACUCGCAAACUUCUCCUUCAGCGUCACUGGCUCCUCCUCCGACCCUAUGGCCGAUAACCCCUUUGUCUACAACAGAAAGCGCAAGACACCGGCCGCCGCCGAGAGGCAACCUGCAGGUCUCCUCAAAGAAGACGAGUCCAGUCAAGAAAUAUCUCGACGCAUCGCCAAAUCUCCUUCCGACGCCUACCAGCGGAGAUCACGGCGGUCGAAUCCUCGCGAAACCUCACCCUCAUACAACGCGGCCCCCGUUCUGCCUUCGCGCCCGUCACGAAACCCUAGGCCCACUGGUCUCGCCUUCCCUGAGGAUCAUUCACAGAGGCUUCGACGUCAACUCGCCCAAGGCAGGCAGAGUGGCUAUUUGGCCACCCCAGACACUUCCGAAGUCGCUGGCACCAGCACCGGCACCGAACGGGCAACGCGACCCCGAUCGCUUCACCCAAACCGCACGAGCCACACUCCUCCCGAGUCAGGCCCGAGCCAAACAAACCCGCAGGAGGCUGACAGCCCUAUCGGCAGUGAUGCACUCACAGUCUUCAGUAGCAACGUCGCCACUCCUCCCAUAACCGACGCAGACCCCGAGCCCUUUGUCGACGAUGAUGAUGUCGACGACGAUGAAGACGAUGAGGAUGCGUUACUUCGACCCGUCGGCCACCGACCCUCCAUCGAUGCCGUGGCUGCGCAGGAUGCGAGCCUCCCUAGUCCGAGACUUUCGCCGACGCUCGCUGCCGCCCAGCUGAACUCAAGGGACUCUGAUGACGAAGAUGUAGCCUCGCCGCAGAGCAGCGUCGUCGCCAGACACAAUGUCAGCUUUCGAGACCAGUCCUGGUUGCACGAAUCCCAGACCACCGAGGAGGGCGGCUACGUCUCCGACGUGUCCAUGGUCGCCGAUAGCAGCACAUGUCAACCCGAUAACCUCGACGCCCACACUGCUAUGAUGAACGCACGCACGAUGAUGGAGGGCUUUGACUCGAUGCCCAACGAGAUGAAGAGCUUCAUCAUGUAUAACCUUCUCCGUCGCUGCCCGCGCAAGACUCUGCGUCUCGUUGCCGAUGUCGUCACCCCCGCUCUGAAGUGCGAUUUCUUGAAGCAACUUCCUCUUGAGCUCAGCUUUCACGUUCUGUCCUUCCUCGAUCACCGCGACUUGUGCCGAGCUGCCCAAGUCUCAAAACACUGGCGGAACAUUGUCGACACGAACGAAACUGGAUGGAAGGAGCUGUUUGAUCGUGAUGGCUUCACGCUGCCUCCCGGCGAACUGGACAAGGCCAUCGUUCAGGGUUGGGGCUGGCAGGACCCCGUUGGUGUCACGGGCGCAGAGGUCGACUUGAGACCCUUGACCAGACUGGAGUCGGCUGACAACGAACUUACGAAGGUUGUCGUAAAGUCGGACCCGACGAUCAAGCUGCGAAGUUCUAAGCGCAAGCGCGCCCUCAACCUAUCGAGCGCCGACCGAUCGAAGCGCAGGGCUAGCGGCCAGGACGCCGCUCGUUUGGAGGCCAUGCAAUCAGAGGUCAGGCAGCACAAAUCAGAGGGGCCGCUUUCAGCAGCCAACGCGGCCGCGGCCGCUAUGCCCAAUCCAAAGACAAGCAUCCCGGGUCUCCAGAAGUUGCACCUCUUCAAGUCUCUCUACCGUCGCCACUACAUGAUCCGCCAAAGCUGGACAAGCGGAAAGGUGAAGCCCGGACACGUUGCGUUCGCUGCACACCCCCGCCAUGUCAUCACCUGCCUGCAGUUUGACGAGGACAAGAUCAUUACCGGAAGCGACGACACCUUGAUUCAUGUUUACGACACCAAGACCGGCAAGCUUCGCAAGAAACUCGAGGGCCACGAGGGCGGCGUCUGGGCUCUGCAGUACGAAGGCAACAUGCUGGUGUCCGGAUCGACGGACCGAUCCGUUCGGGUCUGGGACAUAGAGAAGGGCCUCUGCACCCAGGUCUUCUAUGGCCACACCAGCACUGUCCGGUGCUUGCAGAUCCUGAUGCCGACCGAGACCGGCAAGGGACAUGACGGCAAGCCCAUCAUGAUGCCGCCGAAGCCUUUGAUUAUUACGGGAUCUCGCGACAGUCAGCUUCGUGUCUGGCGCCUGCCCGAGGUCGGGUCUCGCCGGUACAUCCAGACGGGUCCGCCAGCGAACGACGCCGACUGUCCUUACUUCAUCCGUACCCUUUCCGGGCACACGCACUCGGUCCGCGCCAUUUCUGCCCACGGUGACACCCUUGUCAGCGGGAGCUACGACAGCACUGUCAGAGUCUGGCGUAUCAGCACUGGCGAAUCUCUCCACGUACUGCACGGUCAUUCGCAAAAGGUCUAUAGCGUUGUCCUCGACCACGAGCGCAAUCGCUGCAUCUCAGGCUCCAUGGAUUCCUUGGUCAAGAUUUGGGACCUCAACACCGGCGCGUGCUUGCACACGCUUGAGGGACACAGCCUUCUCGUCGGUUUGUUGGAUUUGCGUGACGAGCGACUGGUAUCAGCAGCCGCCGACAGCACGUUACGAAUCUGGGACCCGGAGAACGGAAAGUGCAAGAACGUCUUGACAGCCCACACGGGUGCCAUCACCUGCUUCCAGCACGAUGGCCGAAAGGUGAUUUCGGGAAGCGAGAAGACGGUCAAGAUGUGGGACAUCCGCACUGGCGAGUGCGUGCAGGAUCUUCUGACGGAUCUUAGCGGGGUCUGGCAGGUCAAGUUUGACGAGCGGCGUUGCGUGGCCGCUGUCCAGCGUGACAGCUUGACAUACGUCGAGAUUCUCGACUUUGGUGCCGUCCGCGAUGGCAAGCCUCUCUCGGAGCUCGGAAAGCGCAAACUUCUCAACGAGCCAGAAGUCCAAGCGCUUCUGUCGGAAGAACUAUGA
This is a messenger RNA of Colletotrichum higginsianum IMI 349063, 3138 nucleotides long. Its product is annotated as WD repeat domain-containing protein. The record is from RefSeq and is a predicted model, not a curated record. The transcript has 3 exons. Lineage: Eukaryota; Fungi; Ascomycota; Sordariomycetes; Glomerellales; Glomerellaceae. Bases 1 to 3138 code for a protein of 1045 amino acids. Gene Ontology annotation, molecular function: protein binding.